AUUAUAAACUGCGAAACCUUUUUAACCUUAUGAACGACAUCGACUGGAUUGAAAUAGUUGAGCGAGUCAUGAGGUACAAUUGUUUCUAUCUACUAUAGAAUCAAGACUUGGAAUGUUUGAGAGAAUGUGAUUUAUGUAGAUUGGUAUUAGCCACUCUAUUCACAACGAUAGUGAGAACAUUAAAAUACAUAGGAUAAGGCAUGACAAGAAUUAUGAAGAAAGCACAGUGGAUAAGACUAGCCCUUAUGCUACUGUGGGUUAUCAGUUUGGCAGCGAUUUUUUUCCUGGCCAAAGAGAAAUUUAAAAACGUUUUACGGCGUUCAAUGGGAACUAGCAAUACUUUAACUCGGAGAUCGUUGAUACUUAAUGUAACAAUUCCUGAUUUAAAUGAUGAAGCGAACUUCACAUCUGGUAAUUUUUAUAUGCCACGAGAUUGCCCAGUUAAUAUUACGCUAUUUACGGUUUUCCACGAGGGUCUGCGUGCAAAGCAAGUCCUUCAGAACAACACGCUUCUGAAUUGGAUGCAACUCCAGAGAUAUUGUAUCAGGCCAGUGUUCUAUUCCAAUAGACCCAGGGGUGUCUUAGGAGGCAAGGAGUACCACGGAUGGCAACACCACCCCCUCUCCGCUAAAAUGAUCGCUCACAAUAAUGUAAUCUUGAGGGAGCUGUUCACCCAGACGUUCAAGAGACACAACAGUGACUUCUAUAUGUUCGCGUACGCAGAUGUGUUAUUUCAUGGUGAUGCUUUGCUCAAAACACUAUCAGCAAUCAAAGAAUACGUAAGUGCAGCAGAAUUGGACAAUUUCUUCAUAUCAGGUUCAGGAUAUAAACCAUCAUUUUACAACAAUAAACGGAAACUUUCGAGGAAAUUGAUAUCUGGUAAUGAUAAUGAUAUUCGGAAACUCUUGCCUAACUGGAUCUUGAACAAACCCUAUGAUAAAUAUAUACUCGAAUAUUUCAUUACAACUAAAGACAGUUUUCCAUGGGAUGUCGUCCCUAACUUGGUUGUGACCACUCUGGCUCCUGAUCCCCUUCCAACAUUCUGGUUCCCCAUGUAUGCCAACAAGGUCGGUAUCGCAACAUUUGAUAUAUCCAAUACGAUAUAUCCAACGAUCCAAGCAGGACUAAACCCUGAUUUAUUUGACAAGAAACACAGAAUAGCUACCAAAAUGAACAAUUUUAUAUUUUUCAAAUCCUUUCAGAAGUACUGCCUCUAUAGGGAAGCUCUUUACUCCCAUUCGAGGGCAAACAUGACUACUUUGAAAUGCUUCAAAUUAAGAACUCGGAGGGAUGAGAAUGGUACUAUAGCUAUAGACGAAUCCGAAAUAUAUUCGGACCAGUCCUGUAACUAUAAAUAUCCCAUAAUGAUACCAAUGCUGGAUCAUGGGGAUAGUAACUUAGAAAUGGCGCUGUUAUAACUUCUAACUUCAAUUUGAAAGAGAAGUUCUGAGAAGCGACACAAAUGGGGAUUACAAUGAAUGGUUUAUUCAAAAAUAUUGUCAAUAUUUGAUGUUUGUACUUCUAGAAUGAAGAAAAGAUUCGUACGGUAUGGCAUCUCUGUGGCCAAAGGGUGUUUACGACAUCCUAAUCAUAAAGUUUCAAUAUGAAAACUAAUACUGACCAAAAUAAAUCCUCAAUUUGUUUUUAU
This is a messenger RNA of Owenia fusiformis, 1648 nucleotides long. NCBI's taxonomy places the organism in Eukaryota, Metazoa, Annelida, Polychaeta, Sabellida, Oweniidae. The record is from the annotation of a GenBank genome assembly.